UAGCCUUAUCUUCGGAGACCGUCCCGCGCAAGAACAUAACACCGAUGGGCACCCAACUCACUAGUAGUAGCUGCCUCAAGUCUCAGCCCUAUCAUCCAAGGCCCCCCGCGUCCAAGGACAAGAAAUCAAUCUCAUUCUCAACCUACCUACCGUACUCCAUUCCUACUGCAUAUGCCAUAGUCCUGCUUCACCAUGGCGCCAGGCGUGGGAGGCUACCGGCAGAUCAACAAAGCGCUCAACAUCUGCGCCUUCGAGGACUAUCUCGAGAGCCAGCAGACCCAUCUCCCGCACCUGCCGGAUGUGGAGCAGCUCAGUCCGCGCGUGAUCCGCGUGCUUGGACAAAACCCAGGCAAAUUCACCCUCCAAGGAACAAACACCUACAUCAUCGGCACCGGCACGCACCGCAUCCUGCUCGACACAGGCCAGGGCAUCCCCGACUGGAUCACCCUCCUCUCCUCCACGCUCUCCACGCACGGCAUCACCCUCUCCCACGUACUCCUCACCCACUGGCACGGCGACCACACCGGCGGCGUGCCCGACCUGCUCACCCACUACCCACACCUCUCCUCCGCCAUAUUCAAACACACCCCCGAACAACAACCACCACGAAAAAAGGGCAGCAAAUCCUCCUCCCAGACCGGGACCCAGCAGCACUACCAACAACAGCCCAUCGUCGACGGCCAAAUCUUCCGCGUCGAGGGCGCCACGGUACGCGCCGUGCACGCCCCCGGCCACUCGCACGACCACUGCUGCUUCCUACUCGAAGAAGAAGACGCCCUGUUCACGGGCGACAACGUGCUGGGCCACGGCACGGCCGCCGUCGAGCACCUGCGCACGUGGAUGGGCACGCUGCGGCUGAUGCUGGGGCUGGGGUGCAAGGGACGGGGGUAUCCGGCGCACGGGGCCGUCAUUGUGGAUCUGAAGGGGAAGAUGGAGGGAGAGCUGACUGCGAAGAUUAAGAGGGAGGCGCAGGUUUUGAGGGCUUUGCGCGGGGAUGAUAGUGGUGGUGGUGAUGAGGAUGGGGGAGAGAAGGGGAAAGGGUUAGUGGGGAACGCGAAUGGUGGGGGGACUGGAAGGAAGGGGAGGAAGUUGACGGUGAAGGAGCUGGUGGUGUUGGUUUAUGGGGAUAAGAUGGAUGAUGCGGUGAGGGAGAUGGCGCUGGAGCCGUUUGUGGAUGAGGUGCUGAGGAAGUUGGCUGAGGAUGGGAUGGUGGGGUUUGAUGUGAGGGGCGGGGUGAAGAGGUGGUUUGCUCUUGCCUGAGGAGGAGUAUUACCUUAGGAUUCAGGAAGG
Chaetomium strumarium is the source of this 1290-nucleotide messenger RNA. Its product is annotated as beta-lactamase-like protein. The transcript has 2 exons. Bases 193 to 1260 code for a protein of 355 amino acids. The record is from RefSeq and is a predicted model, not a curated record. Gene Ontology annotation, biological process: secondary metabolite biosynthetic process. Lineage: Eukaryota; Fungi; Ascomycota; Sordariomycetes; Sordariales; Chaetomiaceae.